CAUGGUGAUUAUCUUCAGUGUCUGAACAUUAGGAGAAUCUGGAUGGAUGUGUCAGAGGGAAGACAGUGAGUUUCCAAUGGUUGUGAAUGCAUCAGACUGGUUGGUGCCCACUGUGGGCCCAGACCUGGACCUCUGCAGUAACUACACUGCAGCCUGGCUGUGGCUGUCCUCCCUGCAGCCACUCUACCUGGGUUUGAUCAGCGUUAUUGGAGUGGUGGGGAAUGGCCUGGUUCUCGGUGUGUUUUGUCUGCAGAAGAAGCCCUGCACUGUGGCCGACAUCUACCUGGGGAACCUGGCAGCUGCUGACCUGGUCAUGAUGUCCUGCCUACCGUUCUGGGCUGUCACUAUCUCCCAAGGGUUCCAGUGGGACUUUGGAGAGGUUCUCUGUAAGCUCAUCAAUGUGGCCAUCUCUAUGAACUACAUCUGCAGUAUUCUGUUCCUCACGCUGGUCAGUGUGGACCGCUACCUGGCUUUGGUAAAGCCCAUGACCCCCAGUCGUCUGAGGAGAGCCUCCUGGGCCAAGCGUAUCUGCUUGGGGAUAUGGAUCCUGGGCUUGCUCUUUAGUCUGCCCGUCCUGAUCUUCCGCACAGUGAUGCACGUAGAGGAUCCUGGUGUUGAUGCCUGCAUUCUGGACUACCCACACCCAGCGUGGAGGUUGCACCACAACAUCACCAGCAAUGUACUUGGAUUUAUAGUACCUGUGAUGGCAGUGACUUACUGCACUCAUCACAUCAUGGCCACUCUGAAUAACCCCGGAGCUAAAGGGUUACCUGGGUCAAGGGCAGAGAGAAAGGCCACAUACUUGGUCCUGGCUGUUCUGGGAGUCUUCCUCUUCUGUUGGACACCACACCAAGUAAUGCGGUUUCUUGACACUGUGGAUUACUUCCAGUUGGUGCCUGGAUGCCUCUGGGGUCACGCCCUAGACAUCAGCAUUCAGUUGUCCACAUAUCUGGCGUACAGCAACAGUGCAGUGAACCCCUUCCUUUUCGUCAUUGUGGGGAAGCAUUUCAGGAGGAAGGCAAAGGAUGUGUUCGGACAAAUGCUGAACCCUUGGGCCAAAGACUUGAGUAUGAGCACCAUCUCAAUGAUCACGUUCAAUGAAACGCAGCGGAAGUAUUGAAAGACUGGAAAAAAUCCUAACUGUAACAAAAUUGUAAUAAUGACCAUUGGCUGUAGUAUUCACAAUGAAGUUGUGCAAGCACAGCUGCCAAGAGCUGUUACAUGUCCCGUUUACAGACACAUUGGAAUACUGAGGGGCUGGGGAUAGAAUCCCGGACCUUCCCGGUGGGAGACAGCCUCCUCAGCCUACUGAUCCACAGCCGCCCCAGUGUCCUCAUUUAUAACAACAUUUUGAAACAAGGCAAUCAGAGAUGGCAGACUUCUCCCCAUUCACACAACAAGCCUCUGUUGCCCUGCGUUACAGACUCGGUGGUGCAAUGGUGGAGCGUCUGACUCCAGAUCAGAAGAUUACGUGUUCAAAUCCAUGUCAUGGUCAAAAUUCUUGGGCCUCUGUUGCUCAUAUUGCAAGCAAAUGCGGGAACACAGACACAGAGCCACCAAAAACCAUACUUCACUCCCACUCUGAGGUGAAGUAAUAAAAUUGUACUGAUGAAAGUUCUGCCAUUAAUUCAAGGUCGACUGUGUCACAUUUAAGAUGGUUUAUUGGCAGAAAUGUAUCUUGUAUAAGUGUUACAUAUAUACAA
This is a messenger RNA of Solea solea (common sole), 1703 nucleotides long. RefSeq names its product B2 bradykinin receptor. Lineage: Eukaryota; Metazoa; Chordata; Actinopteri; Pleuronectiformes; Soleidae. Gene Ontology annotation, molecular function: bradykinin receptor activity. Gene Ontology annotation, biological process: immune response; neutrophil chemotaxis; G protein-coupled receptor signaling pathway. The record is from RefSeq and is a predicted model, not a curated record. Bases 47 to 1120 code for a protein of 357 amino acids. Gene Ontology annotation, cellular component: membrane. The transcript has 2 exons.